Molecule: messenger RNA, 1857 nt
Organism: Daldinia childiae
Lineage: Eukaryota; Fungi; Ascomycota; Sordariomycetes; Xylariales; Hypoxylaceae
Product: MAP kinase kinase MKK1/SSP32
Exons: 1
Coding region: 1-1857 (618 amino acids)
Biological process (GO): intracellular signal transduction; protein phosphorylation
Cellular component (GO): cytoplasm
Molecular function (GO): ATP binding; protein serine/threonine kinase activity
Source: RefSeq, a predicted model, not a curated record
AUGGCGGAAGUCUUCCCCUCCGAGGAGAAGACGGAGCCGUUUACUCCGGAAGAGCUCCAACAAAGACUCCUCGGAGGCAUCCAAGUCGACGAGGUCGAAGAUGCGCACCAAGAUACCGUACCACUGGACGACCUAGUCGUCGAGGAAGACCAUCAUAAGCAAGGCAUCCGUAUCUUGGUACGGCCAUUGACACGGAACCGCUCAGUGAGCCCCGGAAACGACAACAUACAGUGGUUGGCCUUGCGAGCCGAGGUGGCUGACCCUUCCCAGCCUAUGUCCAAAGUGCUCGCGGUGACUCAGACCUCCAAAGAUAUCAACUUCUCCAUUAGAAUACCGCAAGGCGAUAAUGAGAACAGGCCGCCGAUAUGGUGCGAGCUGUACUAUAAUCCGGUCAGCGAUAGCUUAAUUUUGUGGAACAAGUCGGAUGUGCCUAUCGUCCUCGCUAGGAUAUCCCAACUAAGUCCCCCCGCCGGCGUAAACUCUGACCAGGAGCUCGUCCCGGGUAAUACUAAGGACCUGUCUCCAGGCACCUGGCGAAUCAGCGUCUACACAAUUCCGGUCCUUGACUUUAGGAUACUUGAGAAGCGACCUGCCACACGUCUACUCCCUUAUGACGGCGCUGACUCGUCCGUAAUCUCGAGCUUAGACGUCGUGAACUCUUUUGGGAAACGGUCCUUCCUGCCUGAUGCUAGUGACGACGAGCCAGACAGCCCAGUCGCCGAGAAGAAGGCUCGUAAGGAAGAUGGUGAAGAGAAAGACGGCGUCAUCAUAUUCAUGGGCCCGGAGGAUAAGCAGCUCAUGUUCCCUCUUCCCAACGCGGCCAAGACGAAAGAGGUCGCCAUACCCAACGGCCACGCUCUUCUGGAGAUCCAGAAGGACGAGACAGCUUCUAUACCUGGCGGAUGUGAGCUCGACGAAUACCAAUUGACGAAGCGCGAGCAGAUCGCCACGACGGGUGCCUCGGCAGUGUUUACCGCGGAGCACUCUCACGUUUCGGAGGGAGUCAUCACGGUUAAGGUGCUCAAGACUCGCAAUCCUAAUGCCUCUGAUGCUCGGCCGCAGGAGACGCACCGGAACGUGAUCCGCCAGGCGGAUAUUUGGCUGCGCGAGUAUCAGAGUCAGGAGGACCUGCGUCAUGAAUCUAUUGUACGGCUAUAUGGUGGCGACGCGCGGUACUUGUCGCUAUACAUGGAGCACGUGGAUGGCAAGGAUCUCGCAGCCCGCGGCGUAUGGCGGGACGGGGCCACUGAUCUGUUCGUCGGCGGCCGCCACGAUGCUGUGCGCAUCCUGCGCGACAUUGCUGGCGCUCUGCAUUACGUACACCAGAAGCGCAAGAUCCACAACGAUAUCAAGCCAGCUAACAUUUUGUACUCGCGCGAUCGCGGCGCCGUUCUCUGCGACUUUGGCUUGUCGACUCGCACUAUCGAUCCGGCCACCAACGGCGGUACCCCCUACUACGUACCCCCCGAGUUUAUCGGUCAAAAGCUACGUGGUCCCGAAUCCGACGUAUGGGCUCUUGGUGUCACCAUGUUAUACGUUCUACGCAAAAUUCCCUUCCCAGAUGCCCGAGGGCGACAAGGUCACCCGAAGCAGUUAUACUGGAUGAUCGCAGAUCUAAACAGGAAAGCCCCUCCUUUACCACAUAACCACGGUCAUGCAGGUAACAGAGCUACAUCGGCCGUUCAUCAGAUGCAGCAGUGGCUCAGCGAGGUCAACGAGGCUAAGACUCGCCUAAACCAACGGGACCGCGUCGAGUAUUUAGUUCGGCAGAUGUUAACACCUAACCCGAACCAACGCAUCACUAUGGAGGUGGUGAUAAGCGAGUUACUAAAGGAGAAUGCAGCCUCAAAUAAGUGA